AUGCAUCUCCUAUCUGAGCCCGAUGUCGCGCAAGUGUUGCGCCAGCUGACUCCAGAACAAUGCCAUGGAUUCCUCGAUGCUCUGUCCGAGGCCUUUACAACAGUCUCAUCCCAGUCGCAGUUGUCAGGACCCGACCGACUCAUUCACCAGCCACUGCGCACCACCAUCGCCACCAAGGACCAGAACCUGUCGCUCUUCAUGCCGGUGUCCAAUACCAUCAAUACGGGCAUAAAGAUCGUGACCGCUUCGCAAUCCCAUGGGAUCAUAGGCGUCAUUAACAUCUUCUCUCCAGAGGGUAAACUCUUGGGGAUACUCAGCGCAGCGGAAAUCACGGCCUUCCGUACGGCGUUAGCUAUCAUGACCCUAUUCGUUCGCUGCACGUCUCUAAGGGAAAAUAUUGUGAUCUUCGGGUCUGGAAGACAGGCGGAGUGGCAUGCGCGAUUAGCCCUGCUCCUGGUACCGGAUCCGAUCCGGAGGAUUGUAUUCAUCAAUCGGGGACGUCGGAGACUGGACGAGAUGAAGGACAUGGUUGAGGAAUUACAAUCGGCCCAUCCCCAUGUUACGAUUACGACGUUGGCGAAGGAAGAUACCCCCGAUUAUUGGGAACGACUACGGUCUGAAUUGACCUCGUGCGAUGUGAUCUUCAGCUGUACACCUUCCACGGAACCGAACUUCCCCCAUGCCUAUCUGCAACAGUCUUUCAAGCCACGAUUCAUCUCCCUCAUCGGGUCGUAUAAACCUCACAUGCACGAGGUCGAUACGGAGACUGUUCUGUCAGGCGGAGGGCGGAUCUACGUGGAUUCCAAGGAGGCGUGUCUAGAAGAAUCGGGGGAGUUGAUUUGGGCGCAAGUCACUGAGGCCCAGCUGGUCGAGAUUGGAGAGUUGUAUGGACGACUGGGGAAAUCGGAUCCGAUUGAGAUCCCCGAUGGAUGCAAUGUGGUCUUCAAGUGUGUGGGGAUGGGCAUCAUGGAUCUAAUUACUGGGAAGAAGUUGUUGGAUGUGGGGAAAGAACUGGGGUUGGGGAUGGAGGUGGAUGGAUUCUAA
Molecule: messenger RNA, 1044 nt
Organism: Aspergillus tanneri
Lineage: Eukaryota; Fungi; Ascomycota; Eurotiomycetes; Eurotiales; Aspergillaceae
Product: putative proline utilization protein PrnX
Exons: 1
Coding region: 1-1044 (347 amino acids)
Cellular component (GO): cytoplasm
Source: RefSeq, a predicted model, not a curated record